AUUUUUCCUUAUUAGUUGUCACAAACUUGAGGAUAGUGUAUCUAAUUAGUCCUCAAUAUUUUUGCAAAAGAUAUUUGUUUUGGGCAUUUCGUGGAUGGCUCGCCUGUCAUUAAACCCCAUCGAUCUCCAUAGAUUCCGACCAUGCCUUCAACCUUCUUCUCAAUUCAUUUUAAAUCCUCCCCAACGCCACAUCAAAUUUCGCAAAUUCCACACAUUAGCUUGCCAAACAGAUCCUAACCUUCACGAAAAGGAUAAUAAUAAUAAUAAUACCUCCUCAACCACGCCUCAGGAAAUACGAGUGGUUGUUGAGCCUAGUAGCAGUAAAGCGACGACAAGUUCAACAGUUGAUUCUACCAAUCUUCCUGAAUUGCCAAACAAAGAUAUCAACAGAAAAGUAGCACUUGUUUCUACUUUAGCAGCUUUGGGAUUUUUUCUGUUUACAAGAUUGGAUUUUGGUGUUUCUUUGAAGGAUCUCUCUGCUGUUGCAUUACCUUACGAACAGGCUCUUUCAAAUGGGAAGCCUACUGUUGUGGAGUUUUAUGCAGAUUGGUGUGAGGUUUGUCGGGAAUUAGCUCCUGAUGUCUACAAAAUAGAGCAGCAGUACAAGAAUCGAGUGAACUUUGUGAUGUUGAAUGUGGAUAAUACGAAGUGGGAGCAGGAGCUUGACGAGUUUGGUGUGGAGGGUAUUCCACACUUUGCCUUCCUUGAUAAAGAAGGGAAUGAAGAGGGAAAUGUAGUAGGGAGACUUCCAAGACAGUACCUGCUUGAAAAUGUAGAUGCACUUGCUCGUGGAGAAACAUCGGUGCCUCAUGCGCGUGUUGUAGGCCAAUAUACAAGUGCUGAAGCUCGAAAGGUGCAUCAAGUUGUUGAUCCAAGAAGUCAUGGUUAGAUGACAGCAUACAAUACUUUCUUUUUACACUAAAUUGUUAGGUUUGUUGAUGGACAUUUCAAAAGACAAACAAACUCAUUGCUCUUCUACCUUUUUUUUUCUUCCUUAUUUAUCACAAGCUUAUCAUUACACUAUGAAUGUUGUACAAGUCUGUUAUAGAUAGGAUCCUAAACCAAAUACCAAUGGCAAUUGUUAGCUCAAAUGUCUAUUUGCAUGCAAUCUCUGUGCACUUGAAUGUUUAGAAGUUCCCUACUAUAUUCAUUUGUCAUUACUAAAUAAUAUGUUUGAACAAUGAUUAUCA
Molecule: messenger RNA, 1190 nt
Organism: Cicer arietinum (chickpea)
Lineage: Eukaryota; Viridiplantae; Streptophyta; Magnoliopsida; Fabales; Fabaceae
Product: thioredoxin-like protein HCF164, chloroplastic
Biological process (GO): cytochrome b6f complex assembly
Cellular component (GO): chloroplast thylakoid membrane
Molecular function (GO): oxidoreductase activity, acting on a sulfur group of donors, disulfide as acceptor
Source: RefSeq, a predicted model, not a curated record